GUGAAAGGCGGGGAUAGGAUUCCUUAGCAACGCUUGGCUCCCUGGGAGUGGUGGCGGUUGUUUCAACAUGGCGGCGGCAACAAAAACUGCAAAUUCGGGGAUAUUUUGGAUGGAUGGCGAUGAUGAACAGCCUCUGGUGUUCGUUCCUGGAUUGGAAGGAGAAAGGAAGACUCAGACCCCUUUCAGUUUUGGAUCAGGCAGCACCAGUACAUCCAGUAUGAGAGGUACCAAGAUGCGAGCCCGGCGUAGCUCUGACUGCAGGAAUGGCAACUCACUAAAGAAAGGGGGCAGGAAUCAAGGCCACUUACAAAAUGAGCCCUCUGGUGUUUAUACCAAGGAAAAGGUGCCAGACCAUCACAGUGCGACUGCAGCUACAGAGCACGCCCUGUUUCCAUCCUCUGGUAUUUUUCUCACCUCAACACAGGUAUCCUCUGAGACCAGCAGAAGUAAAAGCCAGGUCUGUUUGAAGGACCUCUGUCCUGAAGAUAAGCGCCGGAUUGCAAAUCUCAUUGAAGAACUAGCCAGAGUGAGCGAGGAGAAGGAAGAGUCAGUGCAGCGCCUGAAACACGAACAGGAAAACUUUGAGGGCAAAAUCCAGAAGCUGGAGCAACAGAACGUGAUCAUAGUAGAGGAGAGGGAGAGCCUGCAGCAGCAGUACAGAGAGUGCCAGGAGCUGCUGGGGCUCUACCAACAAUACCUCUCUCAGCAACAGGCCAAACUGAACCAGUCCAUCGCCCAGCUCACCCAGGAGCCAGCGCAUAGCAAGGUGCUGAGCAGUGAGGAAGCCGCCAACAGAACAUCUACUAGCAGAGCUAAUGGCUCCUCCUUUGAUGGCUCAUACCUCAGCUUCCCUGCUACUCGAGUGCACAGGGGUGGUGGGAGUGGUGGAGGAAGAACAGCAGCACACUCUCAGAGCAACAAUGCAGGCUCUCUUUCCUGUGCGGGUGAGUUCAGUCCCACUGACGGGCCCAUCCAACAGCUCGGGACUCAGAAGAGCAGGGAGUCCGAGGGCCAGCACAGAUGUGGGCCCUGCCGAGGUCAAGACAGUGGCGCUCGCAGAGAGAAUGGCCACCAUGACACUUCUAACCAGCAUGAGUGCGAAAGGCUCCACAGUGGGAUGGCCAUUGGCUCAGAGGCUAAAGAAGCCCUGACCAGGCCUCGGCUGGGUCACGAGGACUGGGAGGAGAAGAGGCACCAGCUGCUGCUGCAGAAGAUGCAGCUGGAGACGGAGAGAGAGAGGCUGCACGCACGGCUGGCCGAGCAAGAGGAGAGGCUCAACACGCAGAACCAGCAGCUUCAACAGUCGCGCCUCGAUUACAGCAAAUUCCAACAAGCUACUCAAUCUGAUCUCAGCAGCUCCAACACUAGAAAUAGAGACCCACAGCCUGAGGGUCCCUCCCACCAACAUUUACCCUCCAGUGUGUGUGAAGAUGCAGAGGGACAUCCUGCAGUGCAGAGUUCACAUGCACAACACUUGAAAACUCUACCCACUCAUCUGGGCAAUGAGGCAUUAGAGCAGUCCAGAAAGGACAUGGCUACAUCUCCGACCCCUGCAAACCUGAAUAGACCCACCUCAUCGUCUGUGAUCCGAAAGUCCUCUGAGUCCAGGUUGGACUUUCCUGCGGUUGAGUUAUUGGACGUCUUUAGUCCUGUCUCUGCACCUGAGCUCAGAAAGCAGUCCAUCCGAAGACCCAAUAUAUCGCAGCGUAGGCCGGGCCUCACUACCCCAAAACCCCCGGGCAGAACCCUGCUCACCCCCGCUCGGGUCUAUCCUCAGAAUACCCAGCAGGAUCUGGAGGAAAGUCAAAUACUGGAGGAUAUUUUCUUUAUUUGCUGACAAAGAAGAAAGUGGAUCCAGUCACAUCUUUAAGUCGGAGCAAAAUGAAGAAGAGGUGAUUGGCUUUCUAGUUCCCGCGGUCGAUCUGCUUCCUCUCCCUCACUUCCCUCAACAUGAAAACAUGGGCUAGGUGAAAGGCAUGAG
Messenger RNA from Gymnodraco acuticeps, 1981 nucleotides. RefSeq names its product aquaporin 7 (gene aqp7). The record is from RefSeq and is a predicted model, not a curated record. Gene Ontology annotation, cellular component: plasma membrane; basolateral plasma membrane. Gene Ontology annotation, biological process: glycerol transmembrane transport; water transport. The coding region runs from base 68 to 1837 and encodes 589 amino acids. The transcript is spliced from 13 exons. Lineage: Eukaryota; Metazoa; Chordata; Actinopteri; Perciformes; Bathydraconidae. Gene Ontology annotation, molecular function: glycerol channel activity; urea transmembrane transporter activity; water channel activity.